Molecule: messenger RNA, 1572 nt
Organism: Endocarpon pusillum Z07020
Lineage: Eukaryota; Fungi; Ascomycota; Eurotiomycetes; Verrucariales; Verrucariaceae
Exons: 1
Coding region: 1-1572 (523 amino acids)
Source: RefSeq, a predicted model, not a curated record
AUGCCGGAAAGAUCGGUUCACAAACGCAGACAUCCUACACCACCUUCAACCGAUUCAGAUGCUGCUGCGCAGGCUAGCAGUCUCACAACAAAACGCCUGCGUAAAAGUAUGUCUAGGAGAAGAUCUCCCAGCAGUGAUUCUCCGGGAAAUGGAUCAACAGGGCACGCAACUGCAGGACAAACAACGCAAGGAGAAACAGUCCCAAUGCAACUAGGUCAACAAGCAUUGCAGGCCAACCUGUUGGCUCUCAACACAUCUGCCCACGGACAAGGCCAAACUGAGGCGCAAAAUGGUCACCGAACAGCAACAGGCGAAGAGACUUGCCCAGGACCAUCUCAGACAAGUACAUCCAAUCAGAGCACGAGAUUGCACGGUGGUGGAUUCAUACCGCAAAACCACAAUCAGCCCAUGCUGCUGCUAGGAGAAGCAUCGAUGACGAUGCCAGGACCGAAUCUUUCGUCGUUCAUGAAUGAGUUCGUUUUCGAGGCCUUGGAGUUGUCACCGUCCUGCUUUCCCAAAACGAAAGCAUUACAUAGAUCACCAAAGAAUAAACUACAGCUUCUCAAUGGUGUUUCAUUGCUGCCAUCUGGUUACAAUACUCAGAGUAGUACACCAGAUACGUCUGUCACAACAUCUGUGACAUCCACGUAUCCACCGAUUUUGUCAACCUAUGAGCUUGGAGGGGGUGUGCAGCAACAGCCGUCACAAGUUUCCUUGGCCUUGCCGCAAGCUUAUUCUGUUCCAACCGGAGUGUACCUGCAAGGUGGCGUUCAGCAGGCUCAUUUCACACCUCCGAACUUUAUCAGCGUUGGCCAACCACAUCCCCUCAAUCAAGCACCACAGCUGGGACAUCUAUCUCAGCAGUCCGCUUUACCUUUGCAGGCGGGCGCUUUUGCAGAAACAGCCAUCUCAUCAGCCCAGGCAGGGCCGUCGCAACACCAAACUGGCAAUCUCGCACCUCCAUUUCGCCAAAAUGCUGCCACUUACAACAAUUUCCUCGAUCCUUCUGCUGGAUACGACGCCCAGGUCAGCUAUGGCCAACAGGAACAACCAAAUAGUGCAUCAACGCAUACAGAGUCAACCCCUCACGCAGCGCCGAUAUUCUCGCCGCAUCCCCAGUCCGGUACGACUUAUGUGUGGCCCACGCUACCCGAACCACAGCAGAACCCAUUGCCACGACAACUUCCGCCCGUGCAACAAGAUCUGACUCCACAGCAGAAUACGGCAGCACAGCAGGCCCCCCAUCCACAACGGACGCCCCCACUCCAUGCCCAUUCUCACACCAACCUCCCCAUUGAUCCUCAAUUAGCCAGCUCAUCCUACCUCUGGGCCCAACUCGAAGCAACGCAACUAACCAUGGUGGGCAUCUUAACUGCUCUACUUGUUCGAACAAGGAACCUAAAUGAAGAUCGAGGUGAAGAGGCAGGAAAAGCAGGCGGGCAGGGGUUUCUGGACGGUGUGGAGGGUUUGGAUAUCGAUAUUGAUGAGGCCCAAGUGCAAGCCAUCACGAGGAAUUUGAUCAAUGUGAUGACGCUUUGGUGGUUGGUUCGAAGGGAGAGGAGAUGGCUUUAG